Molecule: messenger RNA, 882 nt
Organism: Saccharomyces cerevisiae S288C
Lineage: Eukaryota; Fungi; Ascomycota; Saccharomycetes; Saccharomycetales; Saccharomycetaceae
Gene: ATG36
Product: Atg36p
Exons: 1
Coding region: 1-882 (293 amino acids)
Biological process (GO): substrate localization to autophagosome
Cellular component (GO): peroxisome
Source: RefSeq, marked reviewed
AUGGCAUCUGUGAACAAUUACCAGGUUGAUUGCGGGUCAAGGUCUGCUCGCAUUCAACCCAGAAUUAAUAACGGCAUUCACGAUGAAGAAUCGCUAUUUGAAGUCCUGGAACUCUCAGAAGAGGAAUUUGAGCUAGACUUCCAUAGAUUAAAGUCAUUCAAUGAUGUAAGGGUUAUCAAUAACCCAGAUUUAUCUCCAGAAUGUACAAAUACUGCCAUUAGUCGCGAUGAGACACUGGAAUCUGCAAGUAGUGCCUUCGAAGUUCCUUCUGACGAAAUUGCUAUACUGUCGAUAUCCAGUGACAGCAAUAAAAAUUCUCCGCCCUCAGAGCAGCCGGCGCCCGCUCUUCGUAACAUUCGAUCGUCUAGUAACUCUGACCGGAUCGAUGAGUGGUGUUUGGGCAGCCAUUUAUUUAAUGAGCUGCAUCAAAAUGUCCCUCAAUCAAGCGACGGUGUCAAUCAUGGAUUUCCCGUUUAUUCCUUUAAGGAAAGAGAACUUUAUACCUCUGCGAAAUUAAAGAAACUUACAAAUGCCCAAAGAAUUGCUGUGCAGAAACUAUCAAGAGACUUGUAUCCAAUUCUAAGAACAUGCUACCGCGAGAAAACUCGCCGGCAAUUAUUGACAUACCAUCAUGAAAGAAUAUUUGACGAUAUACCAUCUUUUUUCCCCCAGCGUGACUUUAUUUUCAAUUACUACUCGAUGCCUCUUGAAUUCGACAGGUUGUCAGACGUAGAUAUAGAUUCGUCAUCGCGGUCACGAUUUACAGAUGAGAGCACUGGAGAAACAUUAAACCGUUCACCAAGCGCAGCGUCUUCGUCGUUGGAAAACACAUCUUGGUUUGGCUGGACUUUACUUUCUAGGUUUUUGGACAGAGAAUGGUAG